Molecule: messenger RNA, 1209 nt
Organism: Populus nigra (black poplar)
Lineage: Eukaryota; Viridiplantae; Streptophyta; Magnoliopsida; Malpighiales; Salicaceae
Product: rhomboid-like protein 19
Exons: 8
Coding region: 154-1080 (308 amino acids)
Biological process (GO): retrograde vesicle-mediated transport, Golgi to endoplasmic reticulum
Cellular component (GO): membrane; Golgi apparatus
Source: RefSeq, a predicted model, not a curated record
GAUCUGGAAACCCGGGCCUAAGAUAAGUUGAAACUCCCUUUCUUCUUCAUCACCAAGCAAAGUCAGAGAUCCCAGAUCAUAUCAGAUCAUCUACCUGUUCCAUUUUUCACCAAAUCAAACAGUGACCUUUUCAAAACCCUAAAUCUCUGCAUUAUGAGCUCUCCACCCAUUCUCGGAGGCGCGAGCUUGUUUACAGGGUUCACGAAGCUAUGCAAAGGUCUCGCGGUGGUUCUCGUCGCUGGUCACAUUGUUGUUCAGAUUUUCCCCUCCGCUGUUAACUAUCUUGCUCUUAUUCCUGCCAGGACGAUUCCUUUUGCAUGGAACCUCUUAACAGCUGGUUACAUCGAACAAUCGAUAUAUGGAGUGGUUGCAAGCACUUUAUGCCUCCUCGUCAUGGGAAGGCUUCUUGAGCCAGUAUGGGGUUCUAAGGAGUUCUUAAAGUUCAUUUUCAUAGUCAACUUUCUUACCUCUGUCUGUGUUUUCAUUACUGCUAUUAGCCUGUACUACAUAACGAGGCAGGAAAAUUACCUUUAUAUGCCCAUUUCUGGCUUCCAAGGGAUCCUGGCAGGUUUCUUGGUUGGUACCAAGCAAAUUAUACCUGACCAAGAGCUGUCUCUAUUAAGAUUAAAGGCAAAGUGGUUUCCGUCUCUUAUGCUCUUGAUAGCUAUUGUUGUAAGCUUCUUUACUGCAGAGUCAGCAAAAUAUCUUCCAACCAUAAUAUUUGGCACUUAUAUGAGCUGGAUUUACUUGAGAUACUUUCAUAGGAAACCAGAAACAAAACUAAGGGGUGAUCCAAGUGAUGAUUUUGCAUUCUCAUCCUUCUUCCCUGAAUUCCUCAGGCCAGUCAUUGAUCCUAUUGCAUCAAUAUUCCAUCGGAUGCUUUGUGGUAGAUUUGAAACUUCUACUGAAGCCCACGGUUACACCUUGGGAGGUGCUCCAUUGCCUGGUUCUGAUCCCAUCGAGGCAUCUAGGAGGAGAGAAAGAGGAGCUAGAGCACUGGAAGAGAGAUUGACAGCUGAGAGGUUGGCCACUGCACGGAGUGCUGAAGAGUUGAAAAAGGAUGUCUCAGAGAAUGUUUGAUUGCUCGACUUCACUUUCAAACAAAAACAACAAAUGCGAAAUUGUAUCUUUUAUGACCACUUCAGAGUUUGUGCAGUACUUGGAAAGAAGUCUUUUUGGUUGGUUUCCGUAUUACAGUUUCUUCAUGCA